This is a messenger RNA of Hordeum vulgare subsp. vulgare (domesticated barley), 2334 nucleotides long. Its product is annotated as pentatricopeptide repeat-containing protein At2g46050, mitochondrial-like. Bases 132 to 1664 code for a protein of 510 amino acids. Gene Ontology annotation, molecular function: protein binding; RNA binding. The transcript has 4 exons. Gene Ontology annotation, biological process: RNA modification. The record is from RefSeq and is a predicted model, not a curated record. NCBI's taxonomy places the organism in Eukaryota, Viridiplantae, Streptophyta, Magnoliopsida, Poales, Poaceae.
AUCGAGAGAAUUGGAGAGGGAAGGGCAACGGUAGAUUCCAGUGGCCAUUCUUUCUCUCAUCUCCGCUCGCUCAGCACAGGGUUGGUGCCUUUGGUGGGGAAUUGCUAAGAAAUGGCAGCGAAACAUGCCUGAUGUGGCCGCGCGGGUCCCUCUCGCGCCUUCUCGUCCGCGUGACCGCCGGCGCCACUGCCCGCCACGCCUGCGCGCGCAUCCACCCGCUCCUCGUCAAGUCCGGCCACGCUUCCGACGCUCGCCUCGCCACCGCGCUCGCCGACGCCUAUGCCAAGUCCGGCCUCUUCACGCACGCGCGCAGGGUGUUCGACGAAACGCCGCGCAGGGACCUCGUGCUCUGGAACGUCAUGAUCUCCUGCUACUCCUCCCAUGGCCUGCUCCUCGACUCAUGGGCCCUCUUCGCCUCCAUGCGGAGGAGCUCCGGCCUCUCCGGUGACGGUUUCACCUUCAGUGCCUUGCUCAGCGUCCGCGCUCCUUCAUCUUCCAGCAGCCACCUCCUGGGGCUCCUGGCGCACGGCCUUGUUCUCAGGCUGGGCCUCCAACUGGACCUUGUCGUCGCCACCGCGCUCCUCGACAUGUAUGCAAAGUGCGGCCGGGUCGCUGAUGCUCGCCGGGUGUUUGAUGCCAUGCUGCUAAGGAGCUCUGUAUCCUGGAAUGCCAUCAUUGUCUGCUAUGGCCACCAUGAUGGAGGCAAGGAAGCACUGCAGAUUUUCGUGUCCAUGCUUAGGAAUGAUGACGAGUGCUGCUGUCGACCGGAUGAGCUCACGCUUGCCAGUUUGCUUAGUUCCUGUGCCAACAUGGCAGCUGCCUAUGAGGCUACCCAACUUCAUGCUUAUGCUCUCAAAAGGGGCUUACAAGGAUUUCUGCAAGUAGCUAACGCCUUGAUCAUGGCCUAUGGUAAGAACGGAUUUCUUCAACAAGCCGAAGAGACAUUUGCUACCAUCCAUAAGCCAGACAUAGUAUCAUGGUCAUCCAUGGUUUCAUCUUUCGCCUACCUUGGGUGUGCCAAGAGCGCAAUCCAUAUGUUUGAAACAAUGCUCCAACAAGGCGUGCGGCCUGAUGGCAUUGCGUUUCUUGGAGUUCUUUCUGCCUGCAGCCAUGCUGGACUCAUUCAAGAUGGCCUAAAGUAUUUCCUUCUAAUGACGACGGAUUACCAAAUUGAUCCGUGUCCACAGCAUCUUGCUUGUCUGGUUGAUCUCCUAGGGAGAGCUGGCAGGGUUCAGGACGCCUGCAACGUUUUACUCAACAUCUCCUGCCAAACAAACACUGAUGUUAUUGGAGCUUUCCUUGCUGCUUGCAAGACGCGAGGCAACAUUGAGUUGGCAAAGUGGGCUGCUGAUAGGCUACUUGGUCUGGAGCCAAAUGAGCCAGCAAAUUACCUGCUUAUAUCUAAUACUUAUGCUGCUGCAGGAGCUUGGAGUGAGCUUGCAAAGGUAAGAAGUCUUAUGAGGAACAUGUGUGGCAACAAGGUGCCUGGUUGUAGCUGGAUAGAAAUAGGUGGAGAGGUUCAGACAUUUGUCUCCAAUGAUAUUUUGCUCCAACGAUCAACAGAUAUGCGACGUAUGAUGGAACUUCUUGUUGCAUUCAUAGAGAAAGAGUGCAAUGAUGACACCCAUUGCAAGGAUUUAGAUUUAAUUUCAGAGCGGUUUUGAUGUUUCAUCACAAAUAGGAGUAUAUAUAUAUUGGUUAGACUGACAUCUGCUAUAUAUGAUCUCAGACCUUAGGAGUGUGGCAAUGUAACCAUUCUCAGGUUAUCAUAAAGACAAAGAUGGGAUACUCAAACCCUCAGCAAGGCAGAAAGUGGUCUCUUGGUUAUGCAGUUAUGCUUAUUGGUGCAAAUCAAUUUAUUCUCAUGAACCUCCAGAUGUUGCGCUAAUAUUCAAAAGUGAGGAGGAUAAGCAGGUAGAUAAGGUGAUCCGUGAUCCUAAUCAGCUGCUUCUAGCCCCAAGAUGGAGACUGUGACAGUCGUGUUAGGAUAUUUCUCGCCGCUGCGAGAUGGUGGAGCGAAGACUAAUCAGGGAACUUGUGGCUCUCCAUUUCCGGCUGGUGGCUGGAGGUUGGCGAGGCAGAUCCAGAUCUGGGCUUUUAAUGCGAUUCAAGUCUGCUGGCUGUAUUGUCCAUGCAUAUGAUUCUCAUAUUAUAUCAGGGGCUAAUCUGGCAUAUAAAUGUUGGGUUCAAGUGAACCCAAUGAAAAAUUUCUAACCUUGUUAUUUAGCAUAAUGUGACACUUUUUAGUUUGACCUCAUACUGUUACUGGGAUGAACCCAACACUUAAUUUUCCUGGCUUUGCCCCUGUCUAGAAUUAAUGUUAAUUCUUGCGCA